This is a messenger RNA of Drosophila navojoa, 4119 nucleotides long. RefSeq lists its product as uncharacterized. The record is from RefSeq and is a predicted model, not a curated record. NCBI's taxonomy places the organism in Eukaryota, Metazoa, Arthropoda, Insecta, Diptera, Drosophilidae. Gene Ontology annotation, molecular function: DNA-binding transcription factor activity, RNA polymerase II-specific; RNA polymerase II cis-regulatory region sequence-specific DNA binding; zinc ion binding. Gene Ontology annotation, biological process: regulation of transcription by RNA polymerase II. Gene Ontology annotation, cellular component: nucleus.
GUGUGUAUUGGCUGCCUGUGCUAGAGUCCUAGCGACCUAGAGUCUUAGACCCUUUACUGACAAUUAACUAAUGACACUCACCCCUCACUCGCCACCCCUCAUCCCCCUCGAAAACCCGGUCGGAUCGUCCUACUCUCCUACAACCACAGUGCUGGCGUUGCACGAACAGAUAUUGAAAUGCCCCACGCCUGGCUGCAACGGACGGGGACACGUUCAGCCGCACCGGAGCGUGCACCGCAGCCUGUCCGGCUGUCCGCGAGCUAUACGGCGCUUGGCGGCUCCAUUGCCAUUGCCAUUGGCAUUGCCCCUGGCGGCGGCAGCUGGCGAACUGGAGAAGCAUGAGAAGGAGCUGCAUGCCCUGGACAAGCUCAAGAUCACCUCUAGCCAUUAUUUGAACAACAACAACAGCAGCUGCAUUAACAACAACAAUACGAACAGCAACAACAACAACAACAACGGCAGCAACAACAAAACGAUGCCCAUUAUCAAAACGGAAUACAGUCCGGUGGCCAGCAUUAAAUCGGAAUAUAACAAAAGUCCCAUGCACUCGUAUUUGGCCAAUGAUGCCGCUGCGGCGGCCAGCAGCGCCAUACCCGCUGGCAGUGCGCGCAGCAGCAACAGCAGCAGCAACAGCAACAAUAACAACAACAACAGCAACAACAGCAGCAGCAACAACAACAACAAUAGCAACAGCGAAGCGCACUUGAGCCGCUAUGUUGGCAUGCAAAGUCCACACGCCCAACAUCACCAGCAGCAGCAGCAGCAGCAGCAACAACAGCAGCAGCAACACACGCUGCAUCAGCAACGCGGACCCUUCAUCGAGGGCAAUGCCACACAGAUGAUGCCCGCGGGCAAUGCCAGCGCCGGCGACGCCAACGAUCCAGCCAGCUAUCACUCAGAGCACCAGCAGCAGCAGCAACAGCAGCAGCAGCAGCAGCAGCAGGCGGACGAGCGUCAGCAGCAAUAUGAGCAGAUGCGCUAUGCGCAGAGCCAUGGCCAUGAUCCGAGCGCGGAGCAGCAACAGUUGCUCGCCAGCAAUCCCAGCAGCAGCGAGCUGUCGCCGGUGACGGCGCGCAGUGCCUAUGAGCAUACGCAUCCGCAUCCGCAUUCGCAUCCGCAUCCGCACUCACAUCCGCACACACAUCCGCCGGGCACAGUGGCGCCCGUGUUCGUCGGCCUCGGCGUCGGCGACUCGGUCAGUGGCGGCGGCGGUGCGGGCUUCGAGCGCUACGAUCCGAAUUGCUGCCCCAGCGGGGGACAGCGACUGCAGCCGGGCGCCACAGCGGCCACAGCGCCGGCCAACAUGUACCACUAUCUGCCACAGGCGGCGGACGACCUGCAGGCGCAGCAGCAAAAGUACUUGCAGGAGCAGCAGCUGCUGAUGGCCAAGGCCGAGCACGAGGAGCUGGCCAAUGGGGGCGGGCCGAUCUAUCCGCGGCCCAUGUACCACUACGAUCCGACGAUGGGGCCGCUGCCGCCGGGCUUCUCGGCGAUUAACUUGUCGGUGAAGAUGGCUGCGGCGCAGGCGGCGGCAGCAGCAGCUGCCUAUCAGAAUCAACAGCAGCAGCAACAGCAACAGCAGCAGCAACAGCAGCAGCAACAACAGCAGCAGCAGCAGCAACAUCUACAGCAGCAACAGCAGCAGCACAGCAAACAGAGCAGUUCGCCGACGCCAAAUGUGGGCGUGGCAGCGCCAGCUGUUGACCUAUCGGGCGCCACAUCGGUAACAUCGUCCAGCCCGCACGGUUUCAACUCGCCAGCCUCGCACAACCAAUACAACCAGCGCAUGGGCAACGGCAGCCCACAGCCCGGCGCCAGCCCCAACAUUGCCAGCCCCCAAGUGCCGAGUCCGCAGGGCCAGACGCUCGAUCUGAGCGUGACGCGUUUGCCGCACAGCAUCAUCACGAGCCCGCAGUACGGCGCCGACGGCCUUGUUGUGGGCCACGGUCAGGGCUUUGGCAGCGCUGCGCCCGGCUCAAUCGGACCGAACGGACCGCCGCGUUCACCACAAAUGGAGCCAGUGGACUUUAGCGGACCGCCACGUCCGCUUGGCUUUGGCCUGGUGGGUCACAUCAGCGGGCCGCGUCCAUACAGCCGCGAAUCGACGCCCGACAGCGGCGGCUCACACUACAUCGAAACGUACAGAGAUCCGAGCGGCUAUUCACCACAUCCUGGCUAUGGCAUGGUAGUGCAAUCCGACUACCCACCAGCUGGCUAUCAUGGCUAUGGCCCCGCCGCCUAUCAGUGCAGCAAUCCGUAUGCGACGGCCGUUGGACCCGGCGGCUACCCGACGCCCGUUUCCGGCGGCUACUCACCCAGUCCGGCCACCUGCUACUCGAUGCCACCGCCGCAGCACAUACCGCAGCACGACAAGACCAAAGACGGCUUGACGGGCUGCUCGCGCUCGGAUCGCAAUCAUUUGCAAUCGCAUUCACAGGAGCUUAAGUGCCCGACGCCUGGCUGCGAUGGCUCUGGCCACGUCACUGGCAACUAUUCAUCGCAUCGCAGUCUGUCCGGCUGUCCGCGCGCCAACAAGCCGAAGAGCAAGCCGCGCGAUGGCCAGGACUCGGAGCCGCUGCGCUGCCCCAUACCCGGCUGCGAUGGCUCCGGCCAUUCCACCGGCAAAUUCCUCUCACAUCGAAGCGCAUCGGGCUGUCCCAUUGCCAAUCGCAACAAGAUGCGCGUUCUGGAGGCCGGCGGCACGGUGGAGCAGCACAAAGCCGCAGUUGCAGCUGCUACGGCCAUGAAAUUCGAUGCCUGCACCACAGUUGGCAGCCAAGGCAUCAAGAAGCCCAAGUUCGAUGAGGUUACCAUGGUAUAUCCCAAAGGCUACACAGGCGGCAGCGGCUUGGAUAUUGUUAUGAGCGGCGUUGGCGUCGGCGUCGGCGUCGGCGUUCCCUUGCCGCCUGGCAUCAAUAGCAACAGCAGCAGCAACAACAACAACAAUAAUAACAACAACAACAAUAACAGCAGCAGUAACAGCAACAGCGGCGUCGGCGAUAAGACGUCCGUCAAUGUGGCCGGCGGCAGCGACGAUCUGAACACUCUGGAAGCGGAAAUAUCAGAAUUGCAGCGCGAAAAUGCACGCGUCGAAUCGCAAAUGAUGCGCCUCAAGUCGGACAUCAACGCAAUGGAAUCGCAGCUGAGCACCAGCGAUCGGGAGGCUUCUCCAUUGAGCGCACAUCAGCAACAUCAACAGCAGCAACAACAACAGCAGCAACAACAGCAGCAGCAACAGCGACCCACUGCUUCAUCGCUGGCCUCACCCAGCGGCCAGUCACCGUUCGCCGGCGUCUCAUCCACCACCAGCGGCAGCGGCAUUGAUCUACUGCCCAGCGGCAUGUCGCACGUCUCCGCCGACAACGGCGGCGGCGGCGUCGGCGGCGUCGGCGGCGGUCCGCCCAAUGCCAAUCUGAACAACUACUACGAAAGUUUGCGCAACAAUGUCAUCACACUGCUGGAGCAUGUGCGUCUGCCGCCACCGCCGCCGCCGCCGUCGUCGUCAGCGCUGCCACCGGGCGCGGCGCCCGGCUCCGGCAUGGACAAUGGCUGUGCCGCCGCCAUUGGCGUGCAGCUGAGCGCCGAGCAUCAUCAUACUUCAGCCGCGGCUGCCGCUGCAUAUUCGACGCUGCUGCCGCCUCCACCGCCGCCGCCGCCACUGCCGCUGCCGCCAACAUCGGCGUCGUCGGCGUCGGCGAGCAGCACUGCAGCGGGCACGGCCAUGUAUGGACAUCAGGGAAGCGGCGCAGCCGUUGCACCGCCGCCACCGCCGCCGCCUCCACACCAUGCCUAUACGGUGCACCACCCGGGCGGCUAUCCGCACGGACAUCCGCAUGCGCAUCCGCAUCCGCACGAGCAUUUCGACUCGUACAUCUCGAAGCUGCAGUCGCUGUGCGUACCGCCCGACGUCUACGCCCUGCCCGAUGACGGUGGACGGCCCGUCUACAACUCCGUAAAGCCGAGCAUGCACCAGGACUACGGCAAGCUGAUGCCCACGCCCAUUUAAGGCGUAUUGCGAGCUGCGUGCGUGUGUACAUAAUACCAUAAGUAAAUUGCACUGAUCAUGAAUCAUUGUGAUUCAUAAUUGAUUCACUUUACACAGCAAAUGAGUUAUUCAGU